This is a messenger RNA of Octopus sinensis (East Asian common octopus), 793 nucleotides long. RefSeq names its product molybdopterin synthase catalytic subunit. Gene Ontology annotation, molecular function: molybdopterin synthase activity. NCBI's taxonomy places the organism in Eukaryota, Metazoa, Mollusca, Cephalopoda, Octopoda, Octopodidae. Gene Ontology annotation, biological process: Mo-molybdopterin cofactor biosynthetic process. The transcript has 6 exons. The record is from RefSeq and is a predicted model, not a curated record. Gene Ontology annotation, cellular component: cytosol. The coding region runs from base 247 to 711 and encodes 154 amino acids.
AAUAAAUAGAAAAUAAAAUAGACCACACACUCAAUUGUCAAUCACUCAUAAAAUCUUAAUACAGUUCUACAAGAAGUAACACUAGAGGACUACCAUGUGUUUACCAACUCAAGGUAAAUGUGCUGUUCUUUGCCAAAAGCCGUGAAUUAGUUGGAGAAAAUAGAAGUGAAAUCAGUAUCACAUCGAGAUCUGUCACUACUGACCAACUAACUUCCUUUUUAUUGGAGACUUUUCCAAGUUUCUGCAAUGACUGACAUCGUGGAAUUAUCUAAUGAGAAAUUGAAUGUUGAGGACGUUUCAAAAUCUGUCACUUUACCAAAUUGUGGUGCUGUAUCACUAUUUAUUGGUACCACUCGUGAUCAUUUUGAUGGCAAAGAGGUGUUAAGCUUGCAGUAUGAAGCAUACCAUACAAUGGCUAAAAAGAAAAUGUUUGAAAUUUGUCAAGAUAUACGCAACAAAUGGAAUGUUGGAAAAAUCGCUCUUGUACAUAGAUUAGGUGAAGUCCCUGUUGCUGAAGCAAGUGUUAUUAUAGCCAUCUCUUCAGAACACCGCAAGGAAUCUCUUGAAGCAGUUCAAUAUGCCAUUAAUACACUGAAGGCUGUAGUGCCUAUUUGGAAAAAGGAACUUUAUCGGAACAGUUCACCUGAGUGGAAAGAAAAUACAGAAUACUUUUGGAAGAAGGAAGGAUGUUGCAAUUUCAAAAUGCUCUAACAAUUUAUUUUUAGUGAUAAACAGUUUUUCUAAACAAUAUCCAAUAUUUUAAAAGGGAAUAAAACAACAUAAAUAUUUGAAA